AAUGGCGAGGAAUCGCACUACAUAUGAACUUGACCUCAUAUGGUUAGGAACUUACACUUUAAUUAACUCCUUUAAAAGCACCAAUUCUGUCCGGGAGAGCGCCGGAAGCAACGCAGCCGUCGACACACCGCCCCAAAGCGAAGUGACCGAGAAGCGAGGAAUGGAUGAAGAGACGGGUGGCGACGAGCGUCGUCACCGUCAAGCAACCCAGCCAUCACCAUGCCCAAGAAUCCAUCACCAAAAAGAAGAUAAAGUAGAGAGAGAGAGAGAGAGAAUCCUUCUCCCUCACCCUCCAUCAAAAGCAAAAGCAGAGCCACCAAAGUGAUCCAUCCAUCCUCUCCUCCUCCCAUCGGCCUGGCUCGACAUGAGACCAUGACGAGCCCGCCGGCCCACACCGUCAGCAAACUCGCCGUCGAGGUCAUCGACGCCCGCGACCUCGUCCCCAAGGACGGCCAUGGCACCUCCAGCCCGUUCGUCAUCGUCGAAUUCGACGGCCAGCGGAAGCGAACCCACACCGUCGCCCGCGACCUCAACCCGCAGUGGAACGAGCGCCUCGAGUUCGCCGUGGCUAACCCCGCUUCCAUGGUCGCCCAGGAGCUCGAUGUCGAGGUCUACAACGACAAGAGGAUGGGCAGCCCCAGCGGCGCUCGUAAGAACCACUUCCUCGGCCGUGUUCGUAUCUGCGGCUCCCAGUUCGCUCGCCGCGGCGAGGAGGCGCUGAUCUACUUCCCCCUCGAAAGGCGGAGCCUCCUCAGCUGGAUCCGCGGUGAGAUCGGCCUCAAGGUGUACUAUUACGACGAACCGCUCUCGGACGAGACGAAACCCGUCGGAUCGGAUCCCAACCAGGCCCCUGCUCCCCCUCCGAGUACCGAGGAGCCCAAGGAUGUGCCUCCGGAUGUCCCGGCGCCCACGGAGGCCGCCAUCGACACGCAGUCCCCGCCACUGGUGUCCGUCGUCGUGGUGGAGAAAACGCCGGUCCAGACUGCGCACGUGAAUGCCAACGUGGUGUCACCGCCAUCGCCUGACCCGACAACGGUGGAGGCGUACCCGCCAGAGGUGCGGAAGAUGCAGACGCCGGCCUGCACGGAGAGGGACCGGGUGUUUUCCAAGAGAUUCAUCGGCGGCGCCUGCGGCCCGAGGGUUAUCUCGGGCCGGUUCGUCGACUGCAACGAGCUCGUCGACCGGCCCCCGCUGGCGACGUACGACCUGGUGGAGCCGAUGCAAUACCUCUUUGUCCGUGUCGUGAAGGCUCGGGGCCUCCGCCCGUGCGAGAGCCCGCACGUGAAGAUCCAGGCGGGGCCGCACACCCGCCGUUCCUUGCCGGGGCGGGACGGCGGCGCCGGCAGCCCGGAGUGGAACCAGGUGUUCGCGCUGAGCCAGUGCAAGCCGGACUCGAGGCUGGAGAUCUCGGUGCGGGGAGGCGGGCCCGACGAAGCUUUUCUGGGCGGCGUGUGCUUCGACCUGACGGACGUGCCGGUCCGCGACCAGCCGGACGGCCCCCUGGCCCCCCAGUGGUACCGGCUCGAGGGCGGCAGGGACGAUGCGCCGAUGACAGGGGAUAUCAUGGUGGCAGUCUGGAUUGGGACCCAGGCGGACGAGUCGUUUCCGGAGGCCUGGAACUCGGACGCCACGUACGUGAGCUACACCUACACCCGGUCCAAAGUAUACCAGUCGCCCAAGAUGUGGUACCUGCGGGCCACCGUCAUCGAAGCGCAGGACCUGCGCCUCGCGGCAGCGACGCGGCCCUACGACGUGCGCGUCAAGAUCCUACUGGGGAUCCAGGCCCUGUGUACCCGGCGGCCCACCGCGGUCAGCAGCAGUGCGUCGUCCAUCUCGUGGAUGGAGGACCUCAUGUUCGUGGCGUCCGAGCCGUUCAGUAACCACGAGAUGAUCGUGCAGGUGGAGGACCGGUCCACCAAGGAGCCGGUGGUGCUGGGGCACGCAGUGGUGCCGGUGGCGUUGGCGGAGCAGCGGUUGGACGAGCGGCAGGCGGUGGCGUCUCGGUGGUUCAGCCUGGAGGAGGCGGCGGCGUUCGCGGGGUGCCGCUGCGGAGGGGGGCCUGGCGGCGGCUACUACGGCCGGUUGAACCUCCGGUUGUGCCUGGAGGGCGGGUACCACGUGAUGGACGAGGCGGCGCACGUGUGCAGCGACUUCCGGCCGACGGCGAAGCAGCUGUGGAAGCCGGCGGUGGGAGUGCUGGAGCUGGGAAUCCUGGGGGCCCGCGGCCUGCCGAUCAAGGGCGGCGAAGAGGCGGCCAAGAGCUCCACCAACGCCUACUGCGUCGCCAAGUACGGCAAGAAGUGGGUGCGAACGCGGACCGUGGCCGACUGCUUCGACCCGCGUUGGAACGAGCAGUACACGUGGCAGGUGUACGACCCGUGCACGGUCCUUACCGUCGGAGUGUUCGACAACUGCCGCAUGUUCGACGCGGCGGGCGACCGGCAGGACUACCGGAUCGGCAAGGUUCGGAUCCGGGUGUCGACCCUGGAAAGCAACCGCGUGUACACCACCUGGUACCCGAUGCUGCAGCUGCAGCCGUCCGGCGUCAUGAAGAUGGGCGAGGUGCAGCUGGCCGUCCGCUUCGCGUGCUCGGCGCCGUUCCCGGACACCUGGGCUAUGUACGCGCAGCCGAUGCUCCCCCGGAUGCACUACCUUCGGCCAAUCGCUGUGUGGAAGCAGGAGGUGCUGCGGGCGUGGGCGAUCAGGAUGGUGGCCGAGUGGCUCGAGCGGUCGGAACCGCCGCUGGGGCAGGAGGUGGUGCACUACAUGCUCGACGUCGACACGCAGUCAUGGAGCAUCCGGCGGAGCAGGGCCAACUGGUUCAGGGUCCUGUGCGUCCUCGCCUGGGCCUUCGGGCUGGCGAGGUGGGUCGACGACAUCCGGCGGUGGAGGAAUCCCACCACUACGGUGCUGGUGCACGUGCUCUACCUGGUGCUGGUGUGGUACCCGGAGCUGGUCGUCCCCACCGCGUCGCUCUACAUGUCCCUCAUCGGGAUAUGGUACUGCCGGUUCCGGCCGCGGGUACCCGCGGGGAUGGACAUGGGGCUGUCGCAGGCGAACAUGGUGGCGGUGGACGAUCUGGACGAAGAGUUCGACCCAGUGCCGAGCGCCAAGCCGGCGGAGGUGGUAAGGGCGCGGUACGACCGGCUGCGGAAGAUGGCGGCGCAGGCGCAGAGGCUGCUGGGGGACUUCGCGGCGCAGGGGGAGCGGGUGCAGGCGCUGGUGAGCUGGAGAGAUCCCCGGGCGACGAGGCUCUUCAUCGUGGCGUGCCUGGUGGUGGCGGUGGUGCUCUACGUGGUGCCCCACAAGAUGGUGGCGGUGGGGCUCGGCUUCUACUUCCUCCGCCAUCCCAUGUUCCGAGAUCCGAUGCCACCGGCCAGCUUGAACUUUUUUCGGCGGCUUCCCAGUUUAACCGAUCGUAUGUUGUAGUUGUCUCAGCAUCAGAUCAUGAGAGAUAGAAGCAACAGUCGACGAGGAAUCCCUGUGACAGGAAGACGUAAUAUUUGUUGGGUUGACAUAGUUUGAUUCUCAGGAACAAAAGGCAAAUAAGAGAGACGCUACUUGGCAGUUCUCAGGUGUUCCUUCAAGAAUAAAAGAAUUAUUGUCUUUGGCAUUAGAAUCAA
Musa acuminata subsp. malaccensis (wild Malaysian banana) is the source of this 3623-nucleotide messenger RNA. Its product is annotated as protein QUIRKY-like. The record is from RefSeq and is a predicted model, not a curated record. Lineage: Eukaryota; Viridiplantae; Streptophyta; Magnoliopsida; Zingiberales; Musaceae.